AUGUCCACUUCCUAUGACAGUGAGCCCGACUCUGUGCUGAUCAACAAGACCCCGGAGGGCAUCACGACCAUCACCAUCAACCGCGAGGCACGGCGCAACGCCGUCGACGGCCCCACGGGCAAAAAGCUUACAGACGCCUUCCUCGCCUUCGAGGACGAUCCCACGCAAAAGGUCGCCGUCUUCCACGGCGCCCACGGGACCUUCUGCGCCGGCUUCGACCUGCACGAGGUGGCCAAGUUCGGUCAGGGCGGGUCCGGCGGGUCCUACGGCGGCCCCCUCGUGUCCCCGGACCAUCGCGUCGAGGGGCGCAACAUCGGGCCCAUCGGCCCCUCGCGGAUGCAGAUCAAGAAGCCCGUCAUCAGCGCCGUGUCCGGCUACGCCGUCCGCCGGUGGCCUCGAGCUGUCGCUGCUUGGGCGAACCUGCGCGUCGCUCGAGGAAGACGCCGUCUUCGGCGUCUUCUGGCCGUCGGUGGGGCGUCAUCGACGCGGACCGUGCGCUGCAAGCAUUCAUCGCCUCGGUCGCGCCUCGACAUGAUCCUCACGGGCCGGUCCCGUCGACGCCCGAAAGGCCCUGCAGAUGGGUCUCGCGAACAGGGUCGUGCCCAAGGGCCAGGCGCUGGGAGGAGGCGACGCAGAUUUGCGAGGCAGCUGCUGCUGUUCCCGCAGCUCUGCAUGAACACGGACCGGGCGAGCUGCUACUACGCGGCCUACAAUGCUAGUUCGUUUGAGGACGCCCUGAGCAGGGAGUUCGACGAGGGUAUCAAGGUCGUUACGGCGGAGAGCGUGUCGGGCGCUGCCAAGUUCAGCAGUGGGGCUGGCAGGCAUGGUGCUUUCGAGAGGCCCGAGGACGGGGCCAAACUUGCUUGA
Messenger RNA from Verticillium alfalfae VaMs.102, 867 nucleotides. RefSeq names its product enoyl-CoA hydratase. The transcript has a single exon. Lineage: Eukaryota; Fungi; Ascomycota; Sordariomycetes; Glomerellales; Plectosphaerellaceae. The record is from RefSeq and is a predicted model, not a curated record. The coding region runs from base 1 to 867 and encodes 288 amino acids.